UGUAUUUUUUUUAAGGCUCAUAGAAUUUUUUGUAAACAACGUGUUAUAUCAAUAACUUGGAUUAGAGAAAAAAUCAAUGUACCUUGUCAAUAUUUCCAACCAGUAUAUACAAUUUAUGGAGUUUGUUAUUCAUUGAAUAUGGUUCCUUUUCAUCAACUGCUUAAUGAUGACUAUAAUCAAGUAUUAUCGAAUUUGAAUCAUUCUAAAGCAGAUAUUAUAACAAAUGCAAAAAACACAGCAUGGAAUCCAGAAAUUGGAUUUAAUAAAAACGCAAAGCCAUUUAAUUUACCAUGGAAAGUUACAGGUGAUACAGUCGAAGAUUCUGUUAUAAUAAGAUUCAAUUUACAAAACGAAAACACUAGAAAACACUGUCCUAAAACUGAUAAAGGAAUGACGUUAUUUUUACAUAGUCCGAUUGAUGUACCUGCAAAUAUCCAACCUACAGCUUAUAUUGCAGUCAACAAUAUAGCUUAUAUUACAACAACAUUUACUUGGGUAACAACAUCUGAAAGUAUUUUAGGUUGGAAACCGGAUAUUCGACACUGUUAUUAUCAGCACGAAAGGACUUUAAAGUUUUUCAGAAUAUAUACAAUUAAUAACUGUGAUAUUGAGUGUAGAGCCAAUAAUUCAUUAAAGAUGUGUGGUUGUGUGGCUUACUACCACCCAAGAGAUAUGGACACUCCAAUAUGUGGCUCUGAAAAUUACAAAUGUAUGCGACAGUAUUCAAAUGAUGUUUAUUCAAUAUUUGACAAACAUUUGUUUACUAUAAAUACUACAAAUGAUUGUAAUUGCUUAGAUGUCUGUACAGACAUCAGAUUCAAACAUAACGUUGUAUACACGCAUAGGAAUUUGACAAAGAAAGUUAAAAAUCCCCAAAAACGAUAUCCAUACAAAUCAAUAAUCGUCAUGUAUUACAAAAGAAAUUUAUGGACUAUACAAAGAACUGCCUUGAUACCAGUCAAUGAGUUAUUAGGUAAUAUUGGUGGAUCCUUAGGAUUAUUUCUUGGCGCAAGCAUAAUUAGUGUGUUUGAACUUAUAUACUUUUUUGUAGUACGAUUAUACGUUGAUCGGUGGAACAAAAACAAAGUAAAAAAAAAUGUUAAAAAAACUCGUAAACUUUCUCUAGUGUAGGUAGGUAUAGUACAUUUCGAGUGUAGGUACUUACCAUCGUUGAAGAGUAUUAAUCAAUGACCAAUCAUUAUACGUAUUUGAAAAAUCAAUUUUAAGAGAAGGAGAUGACAUCAGUAUCUAUUUCUAAGGAUAGUUCAUCUUAUAUUUGCAUUGUUGUUAGUGUUUUAUUAAUUCAGUAAAUGGUAGUCGCAGAGGCAUACAUUUGGUUAAAAAUAAAAUGAGCAAAUAUAGA
This is a messenger RNA of Acyrthosiphon pisum (pea aphid), 1363 nucleotides long. Its product is annotated as pickpocket protein 28-like. NCBI's taxonomy places the organism in Eukaryota, Metazoa, Arthropoda, Insecta, Hemiptera, Aphididae. The record is from RefSeq and is a predicted model, not a curated record. Gene Ontology annotation, cellular component: plasma membrane. Gene Ontology annotation, molecular function: ligand-gated sodium channel activity. The transcript has 7 exons. The coding region runs from base 139 to 1131 and encodes 330 amino acids. Gene Ontology annotation, biological process: sodium ion transmembrane transport.